GAGACCUCAUGGAAGGAGAGCUUUACUCUGCUCUCAAGGAGGAAGAGGCCUCUGAAUCAGUUUCCAGUACAAACUUCAGUGGUGAAAUGCACUUCUACGAGCUUGUAGAAGACACAAAAGAUGGGAUCUGGCUGGUACAGGUCAUAGCAAACGACAGGAGCCCACUGGUGGGGAAAGUUCACUGGGAGAAAAUGGUGAAGAAAGUAUCAAGAUUUGGCAUACGUACUGGCACUUUUAAUUGUUCCAGUGACCCCAGAUACUGCAGGAGGAGAGGUUGGCUGAAAUCCACCCUCAUUAUGUCAGUUCCCCAAACCAGCACCUCCAAGGGCAAAGUAAUGCUUAAGGAGUACAGCGGGCGCAGAAUCGAAGUGGAGCACAUUUUCAAGUGGAUCACAGCCCACGCUGCUUCUCGGAUCAAAACCAUCUACAACUCUGACCAUCUAAGAGAAGAGUGGAACAGAAGCGACCAGUACCGCGUGAAGAUCUACCUGUUUGCCAGCCUCGACCAGCCUCCCGCCUUCUUCUCCGCCCUGAGCGUCAAGUUUACAGGGAGGGUGGAGUUUAUUUUUGUGAACGUGGAGAACUGGGACAACAAAAGUUACAUGGCAGAGAUCGGUGUCUACAAGACGCCGUCGUACAUACUUAGGACUCCCGAGGGGAUUUACAGGUAUGGAAAUCACACCGGUGAAUUUAUUUCGCUGCGCGCCAUGGAUUCCUUUCUGCGCUCGUUACAGCCAGAAGUUAACGAUUUAUUUGUUUUAAGCUUGGUUUUGGUUAAUCUGAUGGCGUGGAUGGACCUGUUUAUUACACAAGGCGCUACUAUAAAGCGUUUUGUGGUCCUUAUAAGCACUUUAGGGACGUAUAAUUCGCUAUUAAUUAUUUCCUGGCUCCCCGUGUUAGGGUUUUUGCAGCUACCCUAUUUAGACAGCUUUUACGAGUACAGUUUAAAACUCUUCAGGUACUCGAACACAACUACUUUGGCUUCUUGGGUGAGGGCCGACUGGAUGUUCUACUCUUCACAUCCAGCCCUCUUCCUCAGCACGUACCUCGGUCACGGUUUACUCAUUGAUUACUUUGAGAAGAAAAGACGACGCAAUAACAACGCCGAUGAAGUAAACGCCAAUAAUCUGGAGUGGCUGUCGAGCCUGUGGGACUGGUACACCAGCUACUUGUUUCAUCCCAUCGCUUCUUUCCAACACUUCCCUUUUGACUCGGAUUGGGAUGAAGACCCGGAUUUGUUCUUGGAGCGGUUGGCCUUCCCCGAUCUCUGGCUUCACCCUCUGAUACCAACGGAUUACAUAAAAAACUUACCCCUGUGGAGGUUUACGUGCCUCGGCGCCCAUUCUGACGAGGAAGCGCUGGAAACCUUUCAAGACAGCGAGAGUGACUCUGACAGUGAGCACAGAGAGGCCUCCGGGAGUGAAAAAGGCGGCUCGGAG
Molecule: messenger RNA, 1439 nt
Organism: Merops nubicus (carmine bee-eater)
Lineage: Eukaryota; Metazoa; Chordata; Aves; Coraciiformes; Meropidae
Gene: RNF103
Product: ring finger protein 103
Exons: 3
Biological process (GO): protein ubiquitination
Cellular component (GO): endoplasmic reticulum
Molecular function (GO): ubiquitin-protein transferase activity
Source: RefSeq, a predicted model, not a curated record